UAUUAUAAAUAUUACCUGUCUAUUCUGAGUUUACCUGUCAAUUCUAACCCUUCUUGCUAAUUUUUUAUGAAUAAGAAUGCUAGGAAAACUAAAAAUAAAGAUCAAAGAGGGGAAUACCGACGUCUGAAAAGGGAAAACACGAGGACAGAUAAUUUGCAAUGUUUUAAAUGCAGACAGUUUGGACAUAUUUUAAAAAAUUGUCUUAGUUUAUCAAAUGAUGAUGGUGAAAACCUGAAAUUUGUGGAAGAAGAAAAUUUUGAUAUUUGUUAUAAAUGUGGAUCUCUAGAACACAAAUCUUUACAUUGUAUUUCUUUUACUUCUGGAGGAGCUGAAGAAUAUCCAUUUGCUAAAUGCUUUGUUUGUGGAAAGAUGGGUCAUAUUGCCAAAUCAUGUUCUUCUAAUGACAAAGGUAUAUAUCCAAAUGGGGGAUGCUGCCUAUAUUGCAGAAGUGUUAGACAUAUGAAAAAAGAUUGCCCACAGAUUAAUAGAAAUAUAAAAUAUAAUAUACAUAAUGAUAUCAGCAGUAGUGUAAAUAUUGUUAAUGAUGUUAAAAAAUUAAAAAAGAAAAAGAAAGUGAUUAAAUUUUAA
This is a messenger RNA of Gordionus sp. m RMFG-2023, 588 nucleotides long. Its product is annotated as zinc finger CCHC domain-containing protein 9-like. The transcript has 2 exons. Gene Ontology annotation, cellular component: nucleolus. The coding region runs from base 67 to 588 and encodes 173 amino acids. Gene Ontology annotation, molecular function: zinc ion binding; nucleic acid binding. Lineage: Eukaryota; Metazoa; Nematomorpha; Gordioida; Chordodea; Parachordodidae. The record is from RefSeq and is a predicted model, not a curated record.